AUGAUAGAUUUAUUGGUGGCAAAAUUUGUUUUUAUUACUGAUGAAUCAAAGAAACAAACAAAUGAUUGUCAUUCACGAUUGACCAUGUAUGUCAAAUUUGACAUUAAUAAGAAGUGACAAUCUCAAAAACUGAUAUUCAUAACUGUGAAUGGGAGGGACCCUUACAAAUUUCUCUUUCAAUAUAGUUACCUAUUUUUUUAAUAUUAUGAACCCAUAUUUGAGAAUUAUUUUAAUUCAACUUUUACAAAUAUAGAAGUUUAAUUUAAGUUAUUAUUAAACGUAUUAUAGUAUAAUAUUAUUCACUAAUUUUUCAAAAAAAAAUGUAUUUUAUAUUAAUUUAAAAUGUUUUAAUAGAGAAUCAGUAAAAGUUAAAAGUGUGAAUAGUUUUGCUAAUGAAAGAUUAAAAAAAAAUCAAUUUUAUUUUGUAUUAAUAAAUGUUACGCAUUAAAUUACAGGAAGUAUAGCAGAAUACAAGAAACACAAUAUAACUCAAACGAAGUUAUUGAAAUAAGUGAUAUGAAAAGUUUUAAUGGUAAUAAAAUAAAAAAAAACAAAGCAUUACAUUUGGUACACACAUUUCAUCAAAAACUAUUUUAUUAUCUUUGCUUCAGGAAUUCAGGAUGUAGUAGUGUUGGUUUUGGAUAUGAAGAUCCCUUACGCCCUUACGGGAACGUCAAGGUAUAUGUAAUAGUAGCAACCAUUACUACUUGAGUCCGACUACGGAAAUGGCAAUAAAAUAAACUUCAAUACCUAAUAUUUCGUACAAAAAUUUGAUCACAGGUGUUUUUUUUAUUAUUUUUUCAACUGUAUGUCAAUAUCAUAGCUGAGAGAAGGGUAAGGAAACAUAAACAUAAUAUUAUGUUACACAUACGUACAUAAUAUUAUGUACUUCUCUGUGUUUCGAUUACCUAGGUAUGUGUAUUAUAGUAUUUAAUAUUUAUCUCUAACGAAAAAAUUUUCCAGAUGUGCUUCAUCUACAUGGACUUCCUUAUAGGGGGGGACGCUUUCAUAAUGCUCCCCCCCGAGAAAAGUGGAAUUACAUCGGCAUUUGACAUUUGUACAAAAGUUGUUGUAAUCAAUAUAUUAUUAUUUAUUUGAUAUCAUUUCUUUUUUCUUAUCAAUGAAGAUCUUAAUUGUUAUCCAAAACAUUAAACAUAUAUUCGCGGUACAAUUAUAGACAUGACCAUAACGUUCAUAACCGUGAUUUGUGGUCAUAUAAUAUAAAAUAUAAAUUCCUUGAGAUAACAAUAAAAAGCAAAUCUGAUAACACUAAAACAUCUUGAAAAUAAUAAUCAUCUGCUUAAAUAGUACAAUAUAUGAUUCUAUAAUUGUAUUGUAUUAAUAAAUGUUAUCCAUUAAAUUACAAGAAAGUAACAGUACAUUACAGGAAACCCAAAAUUGGUUUUUACAGCCAUCGUAUGACUUCAACGAAGUCAUUGAUCAAGUGACACGGAAAAUCUUAAUGGUAAUGAAAUAAGAGACAAGACAUUACAUUUUGUGCAUAAAUUGUAUUAAAACUAUUUUUAUUAUAUAUGCUUAGUACCAGACUAGUUCAACUACGUAAAUAGUAAUUCGAUAGUUUUCGACAAUUAGGAUGAACUAUCGAAUAUUUUUUUCCGUGACCGAAUGCCCUUUUUAAAAGGGAGAAUUAUUUUUUAAAUUAAAAGGACCUUUUUGGCUCCUUGGUUCUUGGGGGUUGAAUUAUGCAAAUCCUUUCGUUAGCUAUGUGUAAAAUGUCUACGCCAGCGUUUCCCAACCGGUGUGCCGCGAAAUAUCUUGAUUAUUAAUAAACGUAAAGUUUACGUAAGUUCCGAUAAUAGCUUAAAAUAUGUUUAACGAUUCUCUUAUGGGCGAUUGUCAUAAUCUUGAAUUCAUAAUGAAUAGUAUAAUAAAAAUUAUUUUUGUUCAUAAUUUCUUAUUAAAUCGUUUUAUAUUCUUAAAGCUGGUUAUUUGUUAGUCGUCCGUCGUGAAGCAAAUAUGUCAUACUAACAUUUCUAUUUAAACCGACAUUUAUUUUAUACGCCCUCUUUGAACGUCACUGAUAUUCCACGUGUUGCGCAUGUAUAAUGGGGAUCGUUUUUGUUUAAUUAAGAAACCUAAAUUAAGUGAGGAAUUGUCUUUCCCAAAUACAAGUGUUCAAAAUGUUGGUGUUGGAGAAUUGCCUAGUCCUAGUUCUAUGGAUGCCAUUAAAACCAAAAAUCGAUCACAACUGAUGAACUUAGAAAACGAUAUGAGGUUAUGCUUGUCAGCCAUACGAUCACGAAUAAAACUUAUAAUGAAGGGAAACCAGGCACAAAUUUCUCAUUAG
Messenger RNA from Cinara cedri, 2308 nucleotides. Lineage: Eukaryota; Metazoa; Arthropoda; Insecta; Hemiptera; Aphididae. The record is from the annotation of a GenBank genome assembly.